Messenger RNA from Esox lucius (northern pike), 1058 nucleotides. RefSeq lists its product as uncharacterized. NCBI's taxonomy places the organism in Eukaryota, Metazoa, Chordata, Actinopteri, Esociformes, Esocidae. Bases 14 to 859 code for a protein of 281 amino acids. The record is from RefSeq and is a predicted model, not a curated record. The transcript has 5 exons.
UCUCUUUUCCCUAAUGCUGGAGAGAAUCACAGAACAGUACCCUGCCAUUCAAGCAGCCAGCUUGGAUCAAUGGCUGAGAAAAAACAUGGAUAGGAACAGACUUGCUCGGCUAUCUGAGGAGGAUUUUAGGAAAGCUGAAGACUUCAUCAACCUGAUGAAGGUGCUCUACACAUCAACACUCUGCGUGUCCUCCGAAAAGAGUCCCACAUGUGGACAGAUUCUGCCUAUCCUCAAAAAGCUUGAGGCACACCUGGCUGUUAAAGAGGGAGAUACAGUCUUUGUGUCAAACCUUAAAAAACAGGUUUGGGCAAACCUAUCCAAGCGCUACCAGAAUGAUGAGAUCAGGAACUUUCUCCAAGUGGCCACUGUGCUGAAUCCACACUUUAAACAUAAAUUGGAUGAUGACACCAUCUGGGACCAGAUCCAGAGAAAUCUGAUUGAAAAGUCAACAGAGGAAGACGGUGGAGCUGAUGGGGACACCACGCAGUCUGAGAAUGAGGAUGAGAAGGAGAGUUUUUUUAGCAACAGCCUCCCUGCAAACUUCCCAGGAAGACUCCACUGGAGGAGCUGUUCAAUGAGGAAGAGGCAUAGAACAUGUCACAGCAGCGCUCCAUGUCCAUCAAGAAACGAGUGGAGAGAGAGCUGCAGAUAUACCAGGACGUUCCACCGGUCCUUAUGUCUGAGGACCCUGCUGCAUGGUGGUGGAACCAACAAAAGACUUAUCCUUUGCUGUCAAAUCUCGCUUUCUCCUAUUUAUGCAUUCAAGCUUCUUCUACACCCAGCGAACAUGUUUUCUCCACAGCAGGAGAUACUAUCUGUCCAGAACGCUCACGCAUCCUGCCUGAGAAGGCAGAUAUGAUCAUUUUCCUAAACAAGAACUGUUUCUGAUUUUAUACUGUACCUGCUGCUAAUCUGGACUGGGUUUUACAAGUUGUUUCUUAUUGUUUAUUUGCUAUUCUGCACCAGGUUAGCCCAUCAGUGGGAGCACGGUAACAUGUUUAAGUACCUGCAGCAUCAUACAUUCAUUCAUCAUUCUUUCAUUCAUCAUCUUCCGCUUA